AUGGCCCCGAAAGCAAAGAAAGAAGCUCCUGCCCCUCCCAAAGCCGAAGCCAAAGCAAAGGCCUUGAAAGCUACAAAGGCAGUGCUGAAAGGUGUCCACAGCCAUGAAAAGAAGCAGCUCCGAUUGUCACCCACCUUCUGGCGGCCCAAGACCCUGAGGCUCCGGAGACAGCCAAAAUAUCCUCUAAAGAGUGUGCCCAGGAGAAACAAACUUGACCACUAUGCUAUCAUCAGAUUCCCACUGAGCACCAAGUCAACCAUGAAGAAGAUAGAGAACAACACCACCCUUGUAUUCAUUGUGGAUGUCAAGGCCAACAAGCAUCAGAUCAAACAGGCCGUGAAGAAACUCUAUGACACCGAUGUGGCCAAAGUCAAUACCCUGAUAAGGCCUGAUGGAGAGAAGAAGGCACAUGUUCACUUGGCUCCUGAUAUGGUGCCCUAG
Messenger RNA from Apodemus sylvaticus (European woodmouse), 441 nucleotides. Its product is annotated as 60S ribosomal protein L23a-like. Bases 1 to 441 code for a protein of 146 amino acids. Gene Ontology annotation, biological process: translation; ribosomal large subunit assembly. NCBI's taxonomy places the organism in Eukaryota, Metazoa, Chordata, Mammalia, Rodentia, Muridae. Gene Ontology annotation, molecular function: structural constituent of ribosome. The transcript has a single exon. The record is from RefSeq and is a predicted model, not a curated record. Gene Ontology annotation, cellular component: ribosome; cytosolic large ribosomal subunit.